GUACGACACAUGCCGCCCCGAACUGCGGAUAAUGCGGUUGCACUGUAAUCGGUCGUAGUCUCAAUCCCCUUUGUUUCAAUAUUUUUUUAUCUGCAGCGAUGACCGCUCCACCGCGGAAAUCUGCGCGCUCGGCUUUUCAGCUACCCUUGUUUUAUCGCACGCCUCAAGUUACUAUCGCCGGAAGAAACGCAUCCUCGCAUCCACGCUGUCUGCUUCGCACCAUCGUAAAGUAAGGCACUUCCCGCCAGAGCGGGGCUCGUUUCAUCUCGGUGGACAAAAGUAUGAGCUCCAAAAACACUGACAGCCCGAGACAACAAUUGAGGGCGAUGCUCAACGCCACGCCAUUGACGGAAGCGGCGCCGUGCCCUCGCAGGUGCCUUCAAGCGCCGGAGCCUUCCGGGGACUGGGACCUGGAGGACGUCUGCACCGUGCUGGGCGCCAUUUCGCUGCUGCUGGUGGGGCUGGUUGGCGUGCCUCUCUGCUUCUACUGGGACAGCCGCUGUGUGCUGCUGACCAUCGGCUCGCUCGUGGCGCUCUGCAUCAUGGCGCGCGUGGUGCACGAGCGCCGCGCAGCUGCGCACCACGCUCGACAGCAUUGGCUGUCGCUCACCACCUCGUUCUUGGUCCAGCACCGAACGCAGGAGCGUGAGCCCCUCAUCUCUUGCAAGGGCACCAACAGCGUCUGAAAAAAUGCUCUGCGCGCUCCGGCAUACAAAUUUCCUGCCACAGUGGUUCGUCAGGAGUUUUCAACAGGGUGCAAGGAUUAGCUCCUGCCAAUAGGCCCCUCUUUCCAUCAUUCGGCAAAAGGGCCGGUAACGGACUGCAAGAGCGACGGAGCAGAUUGCGUGUUUUCUCAGCGCGCACCCAGAACGGACUUCGCUGUGACCGGAGCCUUUUAACAUUUUAACAUUCGCCCUCUGCUCUGCCAGAGCUAACGGGCCUAAACAUUGGCGCUGUAUAUAGUGCAUCACAUUUUGCUUCCCGUAGAGAGCGAUUUUGCUCACUCACCUGCCUAUGGUCAGCUUUUUUUUUUUUUUCAUGACUCAUCUUUUAGUGUAAAGGACGCUACGUCUCGAGUAAAUCAACAGAAAACUAAAGAAAAAAGAAAGUAAGCGAUUCCUCCGCUGCUUCGGCACCGUAUGAGUGCUUAUUUUGUGAGCCAUGUUGAAGAUGUGCCUAGCCGUAUCUGGCUGUCUUGAAGUGCCUUGCUACACGACAUUUACAUUUUACCCUCCACGAACAGAGUGCUCAGUAGUUAUUGAUCACUUCGCACCUUCGCUUGCAAAACUGAUUUCUGUCUCGUGGCGACUCUGAAUACAUCUUAAACGCGCUAUAUUGAACCAUGAAUUACAUACUAGCGACAAAUUUGAAAUGGUUUCUCAAUUCUGAAAUUGCCCUCGCUCGAAUGCUUGAAAGCCACACUUUCGGCCAGUUUAGUUACACUUCGAAGCAUUGCCUGUGGACACUGCGCUCUACCUCUACAUAUUUAUUGCGAGCAUUUUAACUAUUUACCUUAUUUUAUUUCGGAGAGCACUUUUACCCCUUUCCUUGUCACGUUUUACUGAUAUGCGAAAAAAAUUGAGGGAAAGGGUAGGAACGGAGCAAUAAAGUUGUAGGUUUUAUUUGCUGUCAUGUUCAAGCUUUGUGAUCAUACUGCACUUAAGCACUUAAACGACUUUGGCGUCGUGCUGCUAUACUGCUUCUGGAAGAGUAGUAUAGCACCACCCUGUCUCAACUGUAUUCUCAUUCAUUCUUAGCGCACACUCUCAAUCAUGAGUUGCUCUGACCAUUUCGUCGCGUUCUUAAAUCUGUAAAGAUGACCGUCAACCGCCCUCAAAGCGCGUGUAUACUUCUAAAGAUCUAAUUUUCUCUUUUUCUGCAACUGAAAUCUACGUAAAUUAGGCUGGCCGCUUUGCUGGCGAUACAUCUCCUACGGGUACGUAUGCAAUGAAGCGUUGUUAUUGCGACUUGUUUGUUUUCGUGGCACUGUGCUUCUUUGAAUGGGUUUUCUUCGUUUGCCAACCCGAGCUUGGCGAAGGCCCCAUUGACUCCCAUCCUUGAAGUAAGAGCAUUGCUUUUCUCCACGUAGAAAACCACGGUUAGACUCCUUCAACGCAAUUUAUUGCCAAUCGAUGUCAGCGUCUGGUUCUACUAUUCUCUAAGCAAUUGAGUAGCGCGAAUUGAGGCACCCGUGUUAUUAAGCUCACACGGAAAGUGCUUGCGCUUAUGUCGCGCUUCAGCCGUCUGAUGUUUGUUAUGCGCAAUGCGACGCUGUGAAAAUUUGAACACUCAUAUAACGCCAAUCUGAAAAAAAUUAGGCCAGAAGUUAGCGCCGCUAACUCUCAGAUUAUGACGAAUGUGAGGUCCCGAAAGAUGCGAGCGCGUGCCUCACGGGAAACCUUGCACAUUCUCAUUUAUCACAUUGACGUUUCUAUACCCCUUAUCUUAAAAACUUGUGACUCCGUGUACACCGUGACGCGUUCGCGUAAGCUUAACACACCUAAGAGUUUUCUGUUAGAUACCUCUGACGUAGGUGAAGUCCGCCUGUAAUGCUAUAAAUAAAUGC
Messenger RNA from Dermacentor silvarum, 2566 nucleotides. RefSeq lists its product as uncharacterized. The transcript has 2 exons. The record is from RefSeq and is a predicted model, not a curated record. Lineage: Eukaryota; Metazoa; Arthropoda; Arachnida; Ixodida; Ixodidae. The coding region runs from base 282 to 686 and encodes 134 amino acids.